Molecule: messenger RNA, 522 nt
Organism: Scutellospora calospora
Lineage: Eukaryota; Fungi; Glomeromycota; Glomeromycetes; Diversisporales; Gigasporaceae
Source: the annotation of a GenBank genome assembly
AUGUAUCGCAUGCUUUCAAAAGUUAACUAUUUUAGAUUUACUGUUAUAGCAGAAAAACAUUUUUGCCCAGUAACUAUAAAGACGCGACAUUAUGCACAGACGUCACAAAAUUCGCGUAUCGUUGUUAAAAAUCCGGUAGUGGAUUUGGAUGGAGAUGAAAUGACUCGUAUAAUUUGGGACAAGAUUAAAAAAAACUUAAUUUUCCCAUAUGUAGAACUUGAUAUCAAAUAUUACGAUUUAGGAAUUCAAAACCGCGACGCUACUAAUGACCAAGUAACCGUAGAGGCUGCUGAGGCUAUCAAAAAAUAUAAUGUAGGUAUAAAGUGUGCAACAAUCACACCAGAUGAAGAAAGAGUUAAAGAAUUCAACCUUAAACAAAUGUGGAAAUCUCCAAAUGGAACAAUUCGUAAUAUCUUGAAUGGUGUCGUAUUUCGUGAGCCCAUUCUAUUAAAGAACGUUCCACGUAUACUUCCCAAUUGGACAAAACCAAUAGUUAUUGGAAGACACGCAUUUGGUGAUCAG